AUGUAUAAGAAAAACUAAUUAUUAAUUAAUUAUUUAUUUGCUAAUAUUAACAUUUACUUUUAAAUUAAUUUUUUAAUCAAUUUGGUUGUUAAAAGUAUAUUUAGUUUAGUUAGUUAGUUAGUUGUUAAUUAAUUAGUUAGUUAGUUAUUAGGUUUUUUGUUUAUUAAUAAGAUAGAUAGAUAGAUAUUUAGAUAAAUGAUUAUUCAGUUUAAUGUAUAAUGUAUUACUAGUUUUAAUUUGUAUGGUUAUUUAUUUAAUGUAUCAAUCGAAAAUUGUGUAUUUAUUUAUUUAUUUUUACAUAUAACAAGAUUAAUUUAAAUUUUCACUAUAAUUUUUUGGAGAAUUGCUAUUGAUUAUUUCUUAUUAAUUAUUCAUUCAUUCAUAAAUCACUUUUUAUGA
Molecule: messenger RNA, 399 nt
Organism: Tetrahymena thermophila SB210
Lineage: Eukaryota; Ciliophora; Oligohymenophorea; Hymenostomatida; Tetrahymenidae
Product: transmembrane protein, putative
Exons: 1
Source: RefSeq, a predicted model, not a curated record